Ruditapes philippinarum (Manila clam) is the source of this 1125-nucleotide messenger RNA. RefSeq names its product FMRFamide receptor-like. The record is from RefSeq and is a predicted model, not a curated record. Gene Ontology annotation, cellular component: plasma membrane. The coding region runs from base 1 to 1125 and encodes 374 amino acids. Gene Ontology annotation, molecular function: G protein-coupled receptor activity. NCBI's taxonomy places the organism in Eukaryota, Metazoa, Mollusca, Bivalvia, Venerida, Veneridae. Gene Ontology annotation, biological process: G protein-coupled receptor signaling pathway. The transcript has a single exon.
AUGGAAAAUACUUCAAAUACAGAUGCCGGAAAUUUCAGCAAAGAUGCUCACAUCAGAAAAGCUGAAAACAUGAUUGCAUCAGUUGAAAUGUUUGCUGUACCAGUCAUAUGUUUGCUAGGUUUGACAGGCAAUACGUUUUCAAUAGUUGUGUUUACUCGAAAGUGUUUGAGAUCAAAGUCAUGCAGUGUAUUCCUAGCAGCAAGGAGUUUCAGCGACAACGGAUUCCUGAUAACUCUUUUGGUUAUGUGGAUAUCAUCAGUAUUUGGUCUGCAGCUUAGUCGAAUAGAUGGCGUCUGUCGGGUUAUUGUCUUCCUCACGUACGUUUUUGGCUGUCUCUCCGUUUGGCUCAUGGUUUUUGUUACAAUAGAAAAUUACAUCAGGGUUUGUAAACCAUUCAUGGUGAAUAAAUUAUGUAAUACAUCGACAGCAAAAUAUGCCGUGAUAUUGUUAUUUGUAAUAGUCAUAUGCUGCUACAAUUUUCCAUUGUGGACAAUGGCUGAACAAUGUGCUCCACACCCUAAUCAUCACAACAUCCUUAAGAUCAUGCAGUAUGUCGAUAGUUUGUUUACACUUUUUGUCCCAAUCGCAGUUAUGUCAUUUCUGGUCUUUAGAAUAGUAGUGUCCUCGGUUGUUCUGUAUGAGCGGCGGCGGCGUCUAAGUUCAGUGUCCUCACAAAUCAGCAAUGACCUCACAAUGAAGGUCAAAACAAUGCUGCUUGCAGUUAUUCUUAUUUUUAUCAUCCUGAACCUUCCCUUACAUGUGGUACGAAUACGCCUUAUCGUCAUAUCAUUUAUUAAGGAUCAAAUAGAUAUCACCACACCCAUUGAUGUAAUAGUUCAAUCAAUAGCACAACUGAUAUACUAUUUAUCAUUAACAGUCAACUUUAUUGUGUACUAUCUUUUUGGCGGUUUAUUCCGACGAACUUUUAUAGGUCUUUUGUGCGGCAGAGGAAAGAACCCUCCCGCUCAGGCAAACUACAGCGCUUUUAUUGCUUUACGAACUAGAAAUAUCAGAAACUGCUACAAACCUGCAUUAAAUGAUAGAUUGGGUAAUAACUCAUUAUCAAACACUAGUUCUAAAGAUUUUCCCGAAAAAGAAAGCAGUGAUAAAAGUGCUGCCACUUGA